CAUAGACCAGUGCUUAGAAGAAAUGACGCUUGGAUUAAAGGAUGAGUGUCCCCAUCGUAAGACUAUAUUUAGGUGGUACAGAGAAUUCCAAAGGGGCAAUUUCACUCUGGAAGAUGCUGAGAGGAAAGGAAGACCGAAGGCCGUGAACGUCAGUAACAGAGGAAAGCAUUACUGUUGUGAGGAAAAUGCUUAA
This is a messenger RNA of Acanthoscelides obtectus, 193 nucleotides long. The record is from the annotation of a GenBank genome assembly. Lineage: Eukaryota; Metazoa; Arthropoda; Insecta; Coleoptera; Chrysomelidae.